UAUCACCGACAUAGAAGACAUUGAAUCCUACAACAAUGGGUUUACUUUGGUGGUGGAAGGGUAAGAAUUCCCAACCUGAACCCAAGUCAUCUAUUGAGAAUACCAAGAACGGCGGCGGUACGGUCAAAGCCACCGAUGCACCAGGGAUGAACGGCGCUGUGGAGGUUCAACGACCUUCCAACACCACUGUCUCCGUUUUCGAGUUUGGUUCUGUCGCCACUUCCAUUGAUAAGGUUACACUCGCCGGCUAUUGUCCAGUCUCAGAAGAUCUUGAACCUUGCCGUUGGGAAAUUCUCCCUGCAGUUGAGUCCAACGCGCCACAGUUUCGCGUUGUCUUCUGAUGAUUGUGUUAUGUAGUAUUCUCGUUUGUUUUUUCUAGUUCUCUAUAUGCUUGGAACCCAAAUUGAUGUAAUUUUUAUUAUAUAUGAAUUCUGUUUUUUUUGUUUUUUUUUGUUCUGUUGCAUUUUUGCUCCUUUAUUCCAAGUAUUGAUUCGGUUAGUUUGUAGAUGUCUGUGAUGUUCCAAUAAUUAGAGUUGUUUAUUAA
Molecule: messenger RNA, 544 nt
Organism: Cicer arietinum (chickpea)
Lineage: Eukaryota; Viridiplantae; Streptophyta; Magnoliopsida; Fabales; Fabaceae
Source: RefSeq, a predicted model, not a curated record